GCGAUUGGCCUACGUGAUGGUGAGUUUUAGUUAGAUCUGUGCAAGUGUUUAUCAAAUUUAUUUGAAUCCAAAAUUUAAAAAAUUGCGUCAAAAUCAAAUGGGGUUCCGAAUACUUUGCCUACUGGCCGUCUUAGGCCUAGGGCGAUGCCUUGAUCAUGUGCCAUCUCGAGAAGAAAUCGAAGCUUCCAUCAACCGGACAAUUGAAGAAGUAGAAAAAAAAGUGCAGGCAGAUCCAAGUUUGCCGAGACUAUCCAGAAAAGACAUAGUCGAUAUUCUCCAUAACAUAACUACAAAAGACCUUAUUUCUUAUGGCAAUAAAACCCUAGAAAAUACCAGAAAUGAUUACCAGAGAGCACUUAUGGUUGUCUUACCCUACAACACAAAUGGUUCAAAUGAAAGUCUCGAGGAACUUUAUACGAAACCCCCAAUGGUUAAGAUGGUAUCAGACGAUUUGGAUACCAAUGACAAUGAGAAUCAAAAGUUUGAACUUCCCUCUGAAAAUUUAAUCACGAUAUUCCCUACAUCAAAUUCAGUAAAUGCAGUAUCUACUACCAAAGAUCACCACAAGCAUUUCGAGGGUGAUCAGAGAUUGGAUAAAAGACCAGAGAGAUUUAGCUUUGAUUUGGAAAAAUUGGCUAAGGUCCCUGUAACUACCGAAAAACCUCUUCACACCUGGAAACCUAUUCCUAAGAAAACUACGAAUACUCCUGAUAGUGCUCAAAGCAGCUCUUCAGGUUAUGUUGAUUAUAACACCAAAGUAAGUACAACAGAUAAACCAAUUUCAAAACCCACUCAGCAUAUUUUGUCCUCUGACCAGUGGAGUUAUCAUGCCCCUCCUACAACCCCAAAAGCAAGGUAUCCUCUUCCCCAGAAGGGAUUUUUCCUUCCUACCAUGCAGAGUACACUUGACGAGAGAAAUAAGGAAGAAAAUAAAAAACAGGAAUUAUUUACAUUGUUUGAGGAUUCGGACGUAAUGACAGAACAUUCUUCUCCAAUUUACGUAACUCCGAUGAGCGAAUCAAAGCCAAAGUCAGUUUAUACCUUGGCAGCUGGAGGAUUUCUUUCAUCAACAACCCCACCACCAAUGAGGAAAGAAGUGGAGGAUCUUCUCCAAUCAAUUGGACUACGGCCAAUGCAGAAUGACGACAAAAAAUUAGAUUUGAUAUUUGAUCAGAAAUUAUUAGACUCUAAGUUUCAGAUUCCAGACACAAGUAAUGUGAUUCAAGGUCAAGUUACUGGAUUGACAGCUGCAGAUAUAAAAGCAGCUUCAAUAAUCGAUCAAAAUACUUUUGACAACUCUGACACGAAGUUUAAGAAAGGAGUGGACAAUCUUACACCAUCUGUUCAACUUCUCUUCCAGAAAUUCGGUCUUCAAACUUCUUUAAAUGCAGAAGCUUCAACCUCAACAACAACAACGACGACAGUGAAACCUACACUGCCAGGUUAUAAUUCCUAUUCAAAUUUUAAGCCACUCCCAAAUUCUGCAGUGCAGGAUAAGGAGAUGAGAGACUUUUUGGCAAGGUUUGGAUUGGGUGUUGGUGAAUCUAGAAGCCAGAAAGCUAUUUCGCCUCGGAAAAAUACGAGAGAGGAACCUCCUUCAUUAAUCGAGGCUGUUCCUGGAAAUAUGAAAAGAAUUUUAGAAAAUAUUGGGCUCAUCACUAAGAGCAGAGCAAGAAGUGAAGUUGGUUCGAGGAAAGAAAUUAAUGUUCAAACCACAGCUGCGCCUCAAUUACAUGUAUUUAAGCCACAUGAAACUUCUGUUUUUAAUGAUAAGCAAAGAUCAAAGAUUAAUGAGUUGUUGGAGACUGUGAAGAAAGUUCAAAGAGGAAAGGCUAAUGUUGAGGAGGUUCAAAGAGUUGCGGAUGAAGUUUUGGAGACUACGAAAUCUCUUCCAGAAGGACCAGAUCCUGCUAGUUUGGAAGAGAUUUUGAAGCUUUAUAAGGAGGAUUUGAGGAAUGAAGUAAAGAGACAACAGGCAGCCGAAGAAUAUGAGAAAAAGUUGAAGGAGGAAAAGGAAGAAGCAGAAAAGAAAGAAGCUGAAAAGGAAGAAGCAGAACGAGAGAAGAAAGAAGGUGAAGAGAAGAAAGCAAACGAAGAAAAAGAUUCAAUGGGGUCUGCCCAGGAGCUUCUCCCUGCUUCCGUAACAACCACAACUGCAGCCACCACAUCCAAAGGUUCUUUCUUCGACAAUUUUGACAUUGAUGCUGUCCUAAAAAAUGCCCAGGAAAAUUCUGAUGGUACUUCAACUUCAUCUUCAGCAAGUGCUACUUUGCCAAAUCUGACUGCCCUCGAGGAAUCUUUCGGUGGGACCACAAAAAAGCCUGAUCCAGUGGUACCAACUAGAAGAAGAACUGGUCUCUAUUUCCUGGUAGAUUGGAAUACCUUUUUGGAAGUAGGAGAAGAAGGCAAGGACAAGGUCAACUUAAAGUUCCAACCGAAAGUUGGCGAUCGGACCCGAUUCGUGAAAGUCACUGUGCCUUAGAUUUUAAUGUUAUCUUUUCAAUUCAAUAUAUUUUAAUAUAUUAGAAAGACAGAAGAGUCUUCGAAAUACACCGGGUAUGGUGGUAGGCUGUUUGGAAAAAAUUAAUCCUGUAAGUUCCAGCCCAUUCUAUUUCUAAUUUUACAUCCGGGAGACAACAAAUUGAAUUUUUUUUAAACCAUUAUUUUUCUUAUUAUUUCAGAUUAUUUAUUCAGAAUUUUUCAACUCCUCAGAAUUUGACUGAUUACCUUAUCAGAUUACCUUUGACAGUUCGCAGAAUUUACUUAGAAUAUUUAGCAAAGAAAAUUGCUAUAUUUUUUUAGAAGUGAUUAUAAAUAAAUAUGCAGAAAAGAGUAAAAAAGUGAUAUAAGAUUUUAUCGAGUGCUCAUUACAAAAAAUGGACCUCUGUGAUACGGAAAAAUGUUCAUACUCAAAUUAGAUUAACUAUCUGAAAAAUAAAAAGAACUUUCCACAUCCAGCUUUUUGCCAAAAAUGAGCACUCAAUACAAUCCUUUAAUCGUUUUUUAAACACGUUUCACAAAAUUCUUCAUAUUUAUCUAUAAUUUUUUCAGAAGAAAUAAGACAAUUUUCGUACAAACUAUUAUUUUUAGAUUCUGCAAAAUAUAAAAGUUAAUCCAAAGAAGUCGGGAAAUAAUGGUUUCUUUAUAAAUUCUAAAAUGUUAAGAUUCUAUCAGCACUUUUGCCUUUUUUAAUUAACUUAAGCUCUUUCUAUUUUAUUAGAAUUUUCAGGUGAGCAGGAGUUCAGGUGUGGAUAAUUAAUUUAUUGUAGAUUCAAUUUUCCUUGAGGUUUUAAUCAAAUACGAUAAUUUCUAAAUAGUUUAUAAAAGAGAAAAAUAAUAUUUUUGUGUACAGGAUAUAACUGUUAAUUAUGUGACAUAUAUUUGACUGUAGCUGAGUAGUACCUGCUACUUAAUUUCUCAUAGGGGUGAUUAAUGUAUUUAUAAAAUAUAUAUAAUUACUUUUAGGUAUGACUGGUUUUUAACUGGUAAGGAAAUAAACCUUGCUUUGUAUAAUUCAAUUUUGAGAUAGUUAUCCUAUUUAUUGUGCUUUUUUACCAUUAAAUAUUAUUAUUGGAUUGUAAGUUGAAAAUUUCAAUUCAUCUUCGUACAGACUUUCUUAAAUUUGAUUUAAAAAUUGAUAAAUAAUUUGAGUGUUGCAAUAAUUGGAAUUUGCCAGUAUAAUGAACUGCAUAAAAUAUCCUCAUGUUACGUAUACCUAUCAAAAGUGGAUAUUAAAGAUUGUAGAAAGUAUGUAAUCAUUUUGUGAUUAUCAAUCAUUUAAAUGCGAUAUUUAUAAUUUUGUACAAAAUAUUGCGACAAUAAAGAAACAUAUUUU
Messenger RNA from Belonocnema kinseyi, 3835 nucleotides. RefSeq lists its product as uncharacterized. The transcript is spliced from 3 exons. Lineage: Eukaryota; Metazoa; Arthropoda; Insecta; Hymenoptera; Cynipidae. The record is from RefSeq and is a predicted model, not a curated record. The coding region runs from base 98 to 2482 and encodes 794 amino acids.